CCGAGUGGGAUGGUUUGUUUGCUUUCCGCCCAGUGAUUCCCUUGUUCGCCCUCCCGAGACGCCCAGCCGCUCUGCGUCCACCCCAGUGUGCCCAGUGACCCGACAGUGCAGUGAGAUGUGACGUGAUGUCGGCGGAAGAGUGUGAGGAAGUGCGCGGGCUGCUGCAGCGCCACCGUCUGAGGCUCCUGCGGGAGCUGGAGGAGAGCCAGCUGGUGCCCGUGUUGGUGAAGAAGGGCGUGCUCAGUGUUGUGGACGAGGAGGUGCUGAAUGCCGAAGUGAGUGUGGACAGGAAGUGCGACGGGGUGAUUGAAGCGAUCGCCCGGAAGGGAUUCCACAAGUUCAAGGAGUUUUGCUACGCCGUGGAGACGGAAUGUCCGCAGUUCAUCACUGACAUCAUCAAUGAUCGCCUCAAUUAUGACACGGUUGGCACUGCGGCCCAGGAUGAACAUCCUCAUCAGCAGGAAGGAUUUCCGAGUAAUCGGGACACGCUGGAAUCUCGGCGCUCGACGAGCUACAGCGGCUCAAUUAGCCCGACAAUGGCUUCGGGAUCACGUAGAUCAUCAGUCACGAACUCCACACAGCCUGUGGCGCCGCCGGAGAAUCCUGUCCCUUCGCCGGCUGAUCUGAAUGCCAUCGAGAGGAUCGAGACUGCAGACGCGGGUGGACUCUUGCGCAGUCUGUCGCUGAAAGAGCGCCAAGUGGCGAGUCCUGGAGCCCGCAAGAAGGAGAAGAGACACACUGUGGCGCUACACGAGGACGGAUGUGCCACUUUCAGCGAGACACGCGGUGCCAGGAAGCGCAAGGAGCGUCACAGAUUACGGCCCUAUCACUCCAUGAAUGAGACCAUCGAAGUCCUCGCAGAUCCUGUCGUCGAGGACGAUCCAACGGGCGAGAGAUCCUCUUGGGAAUACCACACGGUGACUGUGACUAGAGUGCCAGGCUAUGGAUUCGGGAUUGCCGUGUCCGGAGGCAGGGACAAUCCCCACUUCGCCAACGGCGAUCCCUCAAUCGCCGUGAGUGAUGUGCUGAAAGGCGGACCCGCGGAAGAGCGUCUCCAGGUCAACGACAGGAUCAUUUCCGUGAAUGGCGUGAGUCUGGAGAAUGUGGAGUAUGCCACAGCCGUGCAGGUGUUGAGGGACAGCGGAAACACCGUGAGUCUGGUAGUGAAGAGACGCGUGGCGAAUCUCAAUCUCCUGGCGACGCCAUCGAAUCACCAGCACUCGCAUAGUCUCAGCUCGGCUGGACUGACAGGAGCCAAUUCCUCCUCGCAGCAGACCAUCAAAGUUUCCCUGACCAAGGGCAGCAAGAAGGAGGACUUCGGCAUAACGCUGGGUUGCCGGCUGUUCGUGAAGGAAAUCUCAUCGAAGGCCAGGGAUCAGCUGGUGGCCAAUGGAUACCAUCUUCAGGAGGGCGACACAGUCACCAGAAUCCACAAUACCAACUGCAAUGACGCGAUGAGCCUCAAGGAGGCCAAGAAGAUCAUCGACGGCUGCAAGGAGCGCCUCAACAUUGUCGUCCUGCGCGACGUGGCGAACAAUGCGGCCACGAGUUCGGGCAUGCAGAGCCCAGCGUACUCACACACAGCCCAAAUCUCCAACUGCAGCAACAUCGAUGAGGCCUUCCUGCCCGGAGGAGCAUCCUAUUCCGCCCAGAAUCUCUACGUGCAGCCGCCCACGAGACCAUCGCUGGCCAAUCUCGACGACAAAAGCAACCUAACGCCGCGAGGGCGCUCGAGAGGGCCCCUGAUGGACGUCUCCCUGAGCCAGCUGGACCGGCCGAGCACGCCUCCGGCGCACGCGAGGUCCAGGAGCGGCGUGGAGGAGCCCAUGCGUCCUCCACCGCCGCGCGCCGAUGACUUCUACAGCUCGCGACGGCAGCUGUACGAGGAGGAUCCGCUGCAGAGAGCCAAGCCGUCCGGUGAGCCGCGUUUCAUCUCAUUCCAGAAAGAGGGCUCCGUGGGCAUCCGUCUGACGGGUGGAAAUGAGGCGGGAAUCUUCGUCACGGCCGUGCAGCCGGGAAGUCCGGCCUCCUUACAAGGCCUCACGCCUGGCGACAAGAUCCUGAAGGUGAACGACAUGGACAUGCACGGCGUGACGCGCGAGGAAGCCGUGCUGUUCCUGCUGAGCCUCCAGGAUCGGAUAGAUCUGAUCGUGCAGCACUGCCGAGAGGAGUAUGACACAGUGGUGGCCAGUCAGCGCGGAGAUUCCUUCCACAUCAAGACACACUUCCACUGUGAAACACCGUCAAAGGGAGAGAUGUCCUUCCGCGCUGGGGAUGUCUUCCGUGUCAUCGACACCCUGCAUAAUGGUGUCGUGGGAUCGUGGCAGGUGCUGAGGAUCGGCCGGGGGCAUCAGGAGAUGCAGCGUGGGGUGAUUCCCAACAAGUCCAGGGCAGAGGAACUGGCCACGGCGCAGUUCAAUGCGUCGAAGAAGGAGAUGAACGCCUCAGAGUCCCGCGGAAGCUUCUUCAAGCGCCGCCGCUCCACGCACAGACGCUCAAAGUCUCUGUCCAGGGAGAACUGGGACGAUGUGGUCUUCUCGGACGCCAUCUCCAAAUUUCCCGCCUACGAGAGAGUCGUCCUGCGGCAUCCGGGAUUCGUGCGGCCAGUGUGCUUGUUCGGGCCGGUAGCGGACAUUGCGCGCGAGCGUCUGAUCAAGGACUUCCCGGACAAGUUCACGGCGCCGCUGCAGGAUGACGGCGGCAAGAGUGGCUCCAGCAAGUGUGGCAUCGUGAGAUUGUCCAACAUCCGGGAUAUCAUGGACAGGGGCAAGCACGCAUUGCUGGAUAUCACGCCAAAUGCCGUGGAUAGGCUCAACUAUGCCCAGUUCUAUCCCAUUGUGAUCUUCCUCAAGGCAGACUCCAAGCAUACCAUCAAGCAACUGCGCCACGGCCUGCCCAAAUCCGCCCACAAGAGCUCCAAGAAGCUCCUGGAGCAGUGUCAGAAGCUGGAGAAGGUGUGGGCGCACGCCUUCAGCACCACAAUAGCGCUCACGGACGCCGAGACGUGGUACCGAAAGCUGCGCGAUGUCAUCGAUCAGCAGCAGAGCGGCGCCGUGUGGAUGUCCGAGUCCAAGCCCGUUGAAUCCCUGUCCGAUGAUUUCCUCUUCCCAAUGACAACAUCCCGCCUGUCAUACGCAUCGAGUCCCGAAUCGGACCUGGAACUGAGUCCGGGCCCGUCGACUUCGCUCUCACUGGGCAAUUUGCCGCAUCUCGUGAAAUCAAGCUCAGACCCAUCGAUCGCCACUAACCAGGAUAACUUGGAUAGGGAUAGAGAGAUGAAUUUGGGUGACGGAAUGCCACCGCCAUACACGAAUCACUACGAUCACGCCUCGCCGGCCGCCCGGAGGCCCACAAUGGAGACCAAGUAUCCUUAUGCGGGACAGAAUGUGGUGCAGCAGCCAAUGAUCGAUGGGAACAUGACUUAUGCCACAGCCACGCGGCCGCCACCGCCUGGCCAGGGAGGACAAAUGUUCGGCGGAGCGCCGGAUUUGCCGCCGCGCGUGGACAGAGCGUCGAAGCCGCCGGGAAGUGUGGCGUCGCCCAAGAACUCCAGCAUUCACAGCAUCUCCACACUGAGCAGAUCUGCCCAGGAGAGACUUUUCGCCACGCCGAAGGGUGAUGGCGAUCCCGCGGAUGAGUACAGCACGCGGAAUCAGCUGCUGAGCGCCGUGGACAAGAGACUGAACGGCGGCAGUCAACAGGCGUCGCUGGAGAGACAGAGAGUCGCCGCCACGGGGAAGAUCAACAACGGUUCGUACGACAGCGUGUCCAGCUAUGAUUCCUACAACACAGCCCAAAUGGCGGCGCAGAACAUCCGACUGGGCCCCAAUGCGCCGGACGACCUGAAAUCCGUGCCCAGUGCGAAUGGAAGCAGGAAUUCAGCGCAUGAGUUCUCACGCGCAGGCGUGCACGAGCUGAGCAGGAGUCUCUCGUCUGGCGCCAAUGAUCUCAACCGGCAGAGCAGUCCCGCCAGAAGUGGCUUCCACGGUCAGGACAGGAACAUUCCCAGCUCCCACGAGGCACCAAUGGCCAGAGAGAGACCGCCAGGCGUGUCUGUACCACAAAGACCAACUAAUCUGGCACUGGAAGGAAGUCCGCGGAAGCUGCCCUUCGAGACAAAGACCGACUACGGGAAGUACAGUCGCAAUAAUUCCGCCACCCAAGCUGACUACUCAAAGACCACGAAGGGCGCCAUGGCGGGCCAACCGCCGCCGGGAGUGCCCUUCAAGCCCGUGCCACCGCCCAAGCCCAAGAACUACCGUCCACCGAUCCAGGGAGCGCAAUCCGGCGCCAACCAGUGGGAGAAUGGGGACGCCGUGAUGCCUCGAUCUCCCAACGGAUACGGAUUCUAUCCGACGCCUUCUCACUUCCACCACUCCGGCCAGAACCCGCCCACGUCGCCCAUGAACUCAGGGCCGGCGCCAGGACAUGGCGGAGGCUACAACGGACAGUAUCCGCCGUCGAGCGGCCACUUCAACACGCCGCAGUCGCCGUUCGGCCAGCGCGAGGCCAUCGGGAGCAACGGAUUCGGCGGGAAUCACUUGUACAACGGACAGUACAUGCACAGAGGCCCAGGAUUCGGAAACCUUCCUCAUCAUCCGCCGGAGAGAAACACCCUCGAUCUGGCCGGCAGCCGCGAGCAGCGCGGCUCGGCAUUCGAGUUGUAUAGAAAGCCACAGAUCAGCACCGCGAGCCAUCAUCACAACAUCAGCACUGUGGAUUCCUACGUGAACGCGCUGAAUGAGCACCACUUGUACAGGCAGCGCGUGUUUGUGGCGCCCGAGACGCCGCCGCCGCUGCCACCGCCCGUGAAGCCCAAGAAGAAGCUUCUGCGCUCGCCGCUGGCGGCCAUAAAGAACGCCUUCCUGAGGACCACGCGGCCACUGCGGCGGCAAUCCAGCGUGGCGGCGGAGUACGAGAAGAAGCGCAGCGCCGUGCGCCGGCUGCACUCGAUGAUGGAGCCACGCGUGUACGAGCGCCAGUGGGCGCCAUGUCCGGCGGAGAUGCAGUACGAGGCGCUGUACGCGAGCGCCGCGGCGCCGGAUCCGCUGUACGCCAACAGAGCGCUGAUAGACUUUGAGCAGCGUGCGCCGCCCAGAGGCAUCCUCAGACGGCACAGCUUCGCCGAUCGGCCGGCGUCCGCGGUGCCGUUCAGGCGCAACAGAUCGCUGAUGAUGCGCCGCGAGCCGCAGCAGUGCGAGGACGAGGAGGAGGAAGGCAUCUACCAGAGCCGCGGCGGGGCGUUCAUGCUGGAGGCGCAGAGAUAUCCGCGCCGCCGCGAUCUGCACAGGGACCAUCUGUACCAGAGCAAGAAGGAGAUGCAGGAGAGAAUCCAGCAGGGACGCGUGGAGAUGGAACGCGCCACAUCGGAGCCGCCCAGCGAGUCGUCCUCCGUGUACGCCAGCCGGCGCGAGCUCAAGGAGCGCAUCUACCAGUCCCGCCGCGAGGCGAUGGAGUCCAUGGCGGAGCCCAUUUAUGUGUCGCGCAAGGAGGAGCAGCGCUGCCACGUGAUCCCGGAGACGACGGUCUUUGCUGAGCGAGAGGAGGCUGAAGGCGGCGAGUCGGUGUCCAACGAGGACGCGUCGCACAGCACCGGCGGCAGCACUGUCGUGGCGCCCUUCGACCUGCACAACGACACUGUCGUGGCCAUGAGCCCGCGGCCGGCGGCGCGCAACGCCCAUUUGUCCAGCAUCAUCAAGCGGACCGCGACGGACGCCAAGUCGCCGGCGCAGUACGCCAGCCGGACGUCCAUGGAGACGCAGUACACGUCGCAGGUGAGCCUGCCCAGUCUGCCCAGCACCAUCGGACCGCCGAACGCCUCCAGCACGCCGUACGACAGCACGGGCUCGCUGCGGGCGCGCCAGCCCACGACCACGCGGGCGCUGUUCGACGAGCGCGGCGGCACGCUGCUCGAUCCCACGUGGAACGUGUCGCUGGAGAUCCCCGAGGGUGCGCUGCCGCCGGGUCGCCGGCAGGAGAUCUACUUCACCGUCACCGACCCGCGGAUGAGCGAGUGCGUGGGCGGGCCGCCGCUGGACAUGGAACACGGUGAGACGAUGCUGUCGCCGCUGGUGAUGUGCGGCCCGCAGGGCCUGGAGUUCCUGGUGCCCGUGACGCUCAACAUCCCGCACUGCGCCGGCCGCACGGCGUCCCUGGGCCUGGCGCUGAAGGCCACGGACAGCGAGAAGCACCUCAACACCAACUGGGACAACAUCGACUUGCCCACGACCACGGCGGCGCACACGGUCUCCGUCAAGGUGGACCACUUCUAGGCCGCGGCGCCUGAGAAUCCCUCUCUCUCUCUCUAGGUUUUUGUACAGCCAAAGCUUGACGACACCCCCACACCGCGAGCGCCCCCUUUGUAUCUUCUAUCCACUUGUAUAAUUGCAUCAUCUUAUCGUGCGCGAUCCUUCUUUGGAGCCCCACAAUUAUUGUAUUGAGAAAAUUUUACAUUCUAUCAAAUAAAUGCAUUUCUACUCGA
Phlebotomus argentipes is the source of this 6481-nucleotide messenger RNA. RefSeq names its product tight junction protein ZO-2 (gene pyd). NCBI's taxonomy places the organism in Eukaryota, Metazoa, Arthropoda, Insecta, Diptera, Psychodidae. The transcript has 13 exons. Gene Ontology annotation, cellular component: bicellular tight junction; plasma membrane. The record is from RefSeq and is a predicted model, not a curated record. Gene Ontology annotation, molecular function: cell adhesion molecule binding. Bases 126 to 6272 code for a protein of 2048 amino acids. Gene Ontology annotation, biological process: cell-cell junction organization; protein localization to cell-cell junction; regulation of apoptotic process.